This is a messenger RNA of Trypanosoma rangeli, 360 nucleotides long. Its product is annotated as putative NADH dehydrogenase subunit NB6M. The record is from RefSeq and is a predicted model, not a curated record. Lineage: Eukaryota; Euglenozoa; Kinetoplastea; Trypanosomatida; Trypanosomatidae. Bases 1 to 360 code for a protein of 119 amino acids. The transcript has a single exon.
AUGGGCCACACGGUGAUGGCGAUGAUCGCCGGAUUAUCGCCAUUUGGGGCCUGGUUUCGGCCUGAGAAGGAACGAUACAACAUGGAGAUGAUGAUUGAGUGGUCGGAGCGGCAAGCCGCGCACCUGCCGUAUCAAAAGGCGGAGGUUAAACUGUGGUACCUCAUAACUAGCUACAAACGACACCGCUACGAACAAGAAAAUCUUAUUGACAGGUUUUGUGGGCCUGACCUCGGAGUUCCGCAAGUUUUUUUUUACCACGACGACGUGUGGCGUCCGCUGUUGCACGAUGCGCUUAUGCACCUGUACGCGAAAUUUGGUGGCCCCUUGUUCAGAUAUAACUGGACGAUUGGGUACUUUUAG